CCUUUUACAGUUUUACCACAGAAAACGAAGAGAGUUUUCUGUUUUAUAACACCACUGAAACUUGCUGUUGCUUCAGACCUUUCUCUCCGCUCCGCCUCUCUCCCCUUCGCUCCCCGACCGCCGACUUCCUAACGGUUCGCCGCCGUCCUUUCUCACAGUGUUUUCUGUCAGAACGUACGCCUGAGUCCUUUUUUCCUCCCUUGCUGCGGAAGUUUCUGUGAUCUGCGUCGGCUUCAUCCUCCGCCGCUUCAAUCCGGCGGUUACUCCCUCAUUUUCCUGCUUGCGGUGUAUUUUCUUCGUCCUGUUUACUACUCCGCAGUCGAGACGCCGUUAGAAAGGUCUACAAGAUGCUAGGAUCAUUUCUUACUAGAGGACUUGUAUUGGUUUUUGGCUACGCCUAUCCAGCAUACGAGUGCUAUAAAACUGUUGAAUUGAAUAAACCAGAGAUUGAGCAGCUUCGUUUCUGGUGCCAGUAUUGGAUUCUGGUUGCCGUUUUGACUGUUAGCGAGAGAAUCGGUGAUGCUUUUAUUUCAUGGGUUCCAAUGUACAGCGAGGCGAAGUUGGCAUUCUUUAUAUACUUGUGGUACCCCAAAACCAAGGGAACUACGUAUGUGUAUGACUCUUUCUUCAGACCAUACGUUGCUAAACAUGAGAAUGAAAUUGACCGCAACUUGCUGGAGCUAAGGACAAGGGCUGGAGACAUGGCAAUAUUGUACUGGCAAAGAGCUGCUAGCUAUGGUCAGACAAGAGUCUUCGACAUUUUGCAGUAUGUUUCUGCUCAAUCAAUCCCAAGGCCUCGGCCAGUUCAGGUACCAUCUCCAGGAACAGAUCAUAUCGUAGUUUUAAUCAAAUGAUGUCAGUUCUAUUGCAUUUAACAUUUUUGUGUGUUCAUUGAGAAUCAAAUUGCUCAUUGUUGUUGGAUGAUCAGAUCUUGUUUGAUUUAGAAGAUGAGCUGCUAAAGAGUUGGCAUAAAAGUAAUUAGCGCACCGCAUUUGUGAUCUAUCGGGUUAUGAGUGAUUUCUUAGAGACUAGAUAAUUCAUCGUCCCUAGUGUUUGUUUGAUGGGUUACCCAUGUAACUCUAGAUGAUUACAAUUGUGUAUGCAGGGGUGGGAGAAUGAUAUUUGGGUUAACCAUAGUGCUAUUUGAGCGUACAAUUGUUGCUAGCAAAGCGCUCUGUGAACCUUAUGGAAUACUACUAAUUGUCUAAUUGUAUUCAGCAGCAACAAGGUCCCAGGGCUCGUUCAGCGUCUAAUCCACCAAUCCGUCGUCAGCCAGCAGGGUCAAAACCAGAACCGGAGGAGCCCCCAUCUCCCACUUCCAGCACAUCAUCGACUCAGCACCAAACGGAACUAGCCACAGCUGAGGAGGCAGUGAGUUCUAAAUCCCCUCAAGCCACCAUUCCUCCAUCGGUAGCUCCAAAUCAACCAAGAGCCCCUUAUCCAGCAAAAGCUCCCAACGCCCCGACGAGAUCACUCUCCGCUCCAUCCGAGCCACAGCCAAACCCAUCUGCACCGGAAGCAAUGCAGAUCGAAUCCGCUGCAGCACCUCCGUCUAAUGAUCCCGCUGCUGCCGCUGCCCCAAAGGAGACGGUCAUCGAAGAAGCCAUCCGUCUUACUCGUGGAAGGUUAAGGAAAGCCAGAUCAGGAACCAAGUGAAGAAAGGAAAACAAAGAAAACAGUUUGUUCUUCGGGUGUAAAUUUGCCAUGUCUCUCUUUAGUUUCUUCAUUCCAUUUGUUGCUUUAUUGUUUCAAACACUUCGAAAUGCCAAAAAAAAAAGAAAGUAAAAAGGGAACAUUUCGGAGGAAGGAACAUGUAAUGAGGACGCGAAUUUCAUCCUGUUGUCUAAAGAUUGGGAAAAAAAAGAUCGGGUUCUCAUAGUGGGAUCUGGAAUUGCUGACUGAGCUUAGAAUGUGUAUAUAAUAAAUAAGCGUUUGGUAAAGAGAUUAAUCAGGUAUUCUACUAUUGGAUUGGU
Molecule: messenger RNA, 1973 nt
Organism: Linum tenue
Lineage: Eukaryota; Viridiplantae; Streptophyta; Magnoliopsida; Malpighiales; Linaceae
Source: the annotation of a GenBank genome assembly